Galdieria sulphuraria is the source of this 1771-nucleotide messenger RNA. RefSeq lists its product as uncharacterized. The transcript has 6 exons. Bases 87 to 1733 code for a protein of 548 amino acids. Lineage: Eukaryota; Rhodophyta; Bangiophyceae; Galdieriales; Galdieriaceae. The record is from RefSeq and is a predicted model, not a curated record.
UCAAAGCAUUCCCCAACGCAUGUGGAGUGAUUAGGUGUCAACAACUUGUCAUUUUCAAGGACGAGUAGUAAACGGUUGAGUGCCAUAUGGACCAACAGUCUGAAACAUCAUUAGAUUCUGAGUUGAUGGAAAUUCAAAACCUUAAACGACUAUUGCGGAAAACCAAACAACAAGAACAGCAAUACAAUCAAGUUUAUUCUCCUAUAUCUUCCAAGGAACUUCAAAGUGAAAUGGACAUUCUUCUAUCAGAGACAAAAGAUCCUUUGACUGUAGAAACCAAUGAAAAUUCCAUUUGUCAUAUGGAAGUAUCAAAUACGACAACAUCAAAAACAGAAAGGAUGCUUGAAGAGGCAAAAAGUAAAUUGCAACGGGCAAGACUGCUACUGAGUGAGAUGCAACAAACUUCAACUGAAAAAACCAACACUUUAGAAACUAAAAGAAGGCUUAAAAAGGAUCAAAAUGAGGAUGAGCAACUUCAAUCCUCCAAAAAUUCAAAUCCAAGACUGCCAGUGCAAGUUCAGAUGGCAAUCAAUCGAAGCAACUAUAGCAGAUCAGGCGAACAAGUUAGCAAUGAAUCUCUCAAAAUGCGUCAAGUUAACCACAGAAAAGGAACUGAAAGCAACAUACAAUCCAUUACUGCGGAACCUCAUUACAACAAUGCUGCCUAUCUAAAAUGGUUUCAAGAGAUAUCGUCAGAGCUAAAGAAUACAGCUCAGUUAUUGAAAAAAUUAUAUAAGAGAGGGAAUGAUCACAAAGCAUUGUGCCAAUUGGAGUCAAAGAUGGAUCAAGUCUGGUCUUUCUUGAACGAUCAAAGUUUGCAGCAUCGUGAUGAAAACAACUCCAGUUGGUUUCGAGCCUAUCAAGAAUUAAAGGAAGAACAUGAAGAAGUUGUUCAACAACUGCAAGAAACGUAUGAUUCAUUUAGGAUAUUACAAGAGGAACAUUACCAACUACAAAAUCAGCAUCAAGAUUGUUAUCUUCAUUCUCAACAAACAGAAGAUAAAAUACAUUACUUGGAGGAACAGUUGGACAAGUUACAAGUCACCUUUUUGGAAAUGCAGAAUCAGAGAGACCAGUAUAUAGAAAAAUUACGAAAGAACAAGGAAGAAUUCAUGCAAGUUGAAAACUGUCUUGAUGAGCUUAUUCAGAUGAUCCAUUCUCUUUCACAAAAAGUGUUGACUCAAAACAGGUGCAGUGCCUUUCAGUCAGAUCAUCAUUCUCCUCUAAUAUGGGAAGAGGAAUGUUAUGAGCCAAGUGAAGAAAAGUAUGUAAGAGAGGAAUAUUCUAGUCAUACAGGAAAUGAAAAAUAUCACGGCUCCAUUUCUAGUGGGUCAUUGAAUACACAACAACGUUACCAAAAAAUAGAGUCGGUCCAGCCAACAAAGGGUUCCAAACAUCUAAAGUAUACGCAUAAAGAAACUACGUCCAUUCCUAUGACCUAUUCUGGGAAAUGUGUGCAGAGCCAUUCCGGAAGUCAUAGGCAAGUUUCAUCAUCCGUUCAAACUGCCAAAAAUGGUCAUCCAAAGCAGCAGCAUGAUGAUGAUGCGCGAACGAAACAUUCAAAGGCCCGGGCAAGGAGACAAGUGAAAGUCACUAAAAGUGACCAAGUUGAAGAAAACGUCGCUCAACUAUUGAAAGAUGAAGCACUUCAUUCCCGAGAGCUGGAAAACUUGGAAAGAUAUCUUGACCAAACAUUGUCUACUUUACGAAAUUUUCCAACUCGUACUAAAUAAAACAAACAUUGAGUACUGACACUAGUUGAAGUGUUCCA